Molecule: messenger RNA, 1479 nt
Organism: Lodderomyces elongisporus
Lineage: Eukaryota; Fungi; Ascomycota; Pichiomycetes; Serinales; Debaryomycetaceae
Exons: 1
Coding region: 1-1479 (492 amino acids)
Molecular function (GO): histone binding; nucleosome binding
Source: RefSeq, a predicted model, not a curated record
AUGACAGAUUGGAUUGGACAAUUCCCAAAAGAACUUCAGGAUCGAAUACAGGCGGUCGUGUCAAGAGACGCAUCUAGUCAACAGGUGUUUAUCGAUGUCAUUAAUUUCAUAGAAAAAGAAGAAUCCAACAAGAGAAGGAAAUUGGCUAGUGGACUGGGUCUGGCCGAAGACUCGAAUGAUGCAGUUGGCAGUUCUCUUGAUGAACUUUCGCCUUCGCCCACUAUACAUCCCGACACUAUUAUAUUUGAAAUACCUCAAGUCUCGUUUAUGUCCCCCGUGAGGAAACGGAUGAAUUUGACUUUCCACUUGAUUGAGCAAAAUGGACAAGGUUUACCUGUCUUAUCGAUUGUCAAUCCUGCAAACAACUCACCGGACAUUUCAUAUAUUAAUUUACAAAAUGCAGUGAAAUUGUGUCUCAUACUUCCAAUUUUGGGCAACUCGACGAACCCGCUGAAGAAAGGAGUUGUAACACUAUGUUGUUGGAUGCAUGAUCUGUACUAUACCGAUGUCAAUGUUUCAAAAGACCCUUUGAUUUUGCAACUAAACUUGGACGCGAUAAAAAAAUUAAUGAUUAAAAGUGAGAAAUUGCCAGCCGAUAUCGAGAAUCAAUUUGACUUGACAAACUACCGAAAUAGCGUUAUUCUCAACCCUAUCCAAGAAAGAAUUAUCGAUUAUUUCACUCGGCAAUUCAAACUAUGUGGUGUUAACUUGGUUAGCUAUCUCCCAAGCGAUACAAUAGUCAAGAACUCUUUCAUUGUCAAUCAAGAUACUGCGGUGGCAUUGUCUACAAGUGGUAACGACUCAACAAAACCAGCCAUGGUUAUGGUAGAAUGCCACAAAGGUGCACGAGAUGGUAAUUUGAUAUUAUUGGAACAGAACGAGCACAAUCCUGCUUACAUACUUUUUGCGUUUAGAAAGCCUACAUUGGUUUAUGCCAUAUCCAGAGUGUUAUCAGCAAGCUAUACAAGUGUGACCAAGCACACAUUCAGCUUGACCAUAAUUGUGUUGAACGAGAAGGAUGAAGAGAGGUCCAUUGAGUUUAGUAUCAUUGACCAGGCGUAUUUUCAGCUAAUUGAUGAUUUUAUUCGUUCACAUGGUAUCAGCGACGACUCGUUCAAUGAGGAUAACAAAGAGAAGGUUGUCGAUUCGAAAGCAAAUGUAGUUCGAGCUGCUGUCAAUGGUAUGCUUGGGACCACUACGCCGGCAACUACAAACUCGAGAGCUAACGGUGAUGGAGGAGAUGAUGACGAUGACGAAGAAGAGGAUGGUGAUUUUGAAGCUGGAAAUGAUGAUGAUGAUAGUGAUGUAGCGGAAGAAUACGAUAGUGCUGCAGAAAGCGUAGAAGGAGAAGGAGAAGAAGAGGAGGAAGAAGAAGAGGAAAAAGAAGAAGACGUAGAAGAGGAGGAUGAAAACAAUACUGGAAAGGAAAGAACAAAACACCGCAAUGGUGAUGUCUUUACGCGAUCCAAAGAGGAAUAG